Messenger RNA from Drechmeria coniospora, 444 nucleotides. RefSeq names its product Chromosome transmission fidelity protein 8. The record is from RefSeq and is a predicted model, not a curated record. Lineage: Eukaryota; Fungi; Ascomycota; Sordariomycetes; Hypocreales; Ophiocordycipitaceae. The transcript has a single exon. Gene Ontology annotation, cellular component: Ctf18 RFC-like complex. Gene Ontology annotation, biological process: mitotic sister chromatid cohesion. The coding region runs from base 1 to 444 and encodes 147 amino acids.
AUGUCAUCCGUCAAGCUCUAUCCUCAGUCCAAACCGGAACAAACUGCCUCCAACCCUCUUCCAAAGCUGCUCCAAACUCCAGGGGGUCUGGCACUUCUAGAGAUGCAGGGAACCCUCAACCUUCCUACAGACUCGGAAGGCGAGGCACUCAAGGAUGUCGAGAUAGGUCGGCUUGAAUUUCCAGAUUACGAUUCAGUUGUUGAUGGCUCUGCCUGGAUGAAGCGCGUGCAGCUGUACAUUGGACAGCACCAACGUCUCACCGGAGAGGUCAAGAAACUUCCUAGAUCUAUUGCUGUGGUUCGUAAGCGAGAGAAUAGAUGGCUGGAGAAUUCGGCUGGACGAUAUCAAGAACAGGGUGAUAACGUUGAAGUGGUUGAAAUUGUCAAGUACAAGUUGACGUUUUCGAAUCGGCCAGAACCCGUCAACACGGCUGUUUCUGGCUAG